GCGAGGAGUGGGAUAUGUGCGUCCGCCACUUUAUCUAUUGUUUGUGUGUGUGCCGCAUCCUAGUAAGAAAAAGGGAAAAUGCGUUUUUCUUGUUCAAAUGGAUUUGCAUACGCUGCGCCAAUGGAUCGAUGGAUUGGUACAGUGCUGAUUGAUUCUAGUUCCUUAGAAUAGCAUAGUAUUUAGAAUCCGUUGUCGUGAAGAGCUUGCAYCAAGUUGCCGGUGGCACUUCCGUCGGUGGUCAUGCCUUGGACGAUGAUACCAGCGGCGGCCCACAUAGCCAGRCGUCCGUUGGCAAUUUCUUGUCCCUUGAGUCGUGCAACCGAUUCGGGGCUUCCGUUCAAGAAUCCAAGAGGGUCCAAUCCGAAGUCACCAGGCUCCCGUUCGCCGGACUUUCUUCCGCUGGUGGCGGCAAUUCCCGAGAAGGCUUCGGCAAACAUGAUGAAGAUCAAGGAAGCGACAAUGUAUUGGGGGUGGGCGUUCCAGAAUUGCCAGAAAGCAUCCAUUUGGUUAGRGGCGGUGGCCAUCUCGCACCCGGGGGCAGGUCCGAACAAUUCGACCUGAAGAGUACCGGCAACAGCCAACAUAGCAACACGGGCGUGCUUGAGUUCGGCUUCACGGAGCCAGUACAAGUCGAYUCCAACACCGUUGAUGGUGGAAAGACCGAGGGGAUCGAAACCAACAUCACCAGCCAUAGAUCCGUCAAGCUAAUUUAUCG
Pseudo-nitzschia multistriata is the source of this 715-nucleotide messenger RNA. NCBI's taxonomy places the organism in Eukaryota, Bacillariophyta, Bacillariophyceae, Bacillariales, Bacillariaceae. The record is from the annotation of a GenBank genome assembly.